GAGAAGUCGAACUGCAUCGAUCGCUUCAGUUGGGAAAGUUCGCAUCAUACACCCGGUACCAGCGUCAUCGCCAAAGUGUUCGGAGCGAGUUUCUCGGGACAUAUCACAACAGGGCAAGAAAAGCUGCCAUGGGAAAGGGUGAAUAGGCCGCUGAAAGGAAGUGACGUCAAGAUAACUAGCGAUGUAUGGAAUAAUGAAGCGCGGAAUCUUGCAUAUAUUUAUGAAAUUUGCAUUAUUAUUUCUUCUCUCACUUUGCACGAGCUCACAAAGCUAUGAUAAUGUAUCCAUCGAUUGUGACACUGGCGAUGUGUUUCGUUGCCAUAGCGACGUCUGCAUACCACGGGAUUGGUACUGUGACGGUUUCCAUGACUGCAUUGGUGGGGAAGAUGAAAACAACGACAACUGCACAUCCAUUCCCAACAUCCCCGUUUGCGUCAACAUUACCUUCCCGAUGUGCCAGAACGUGUUGCCUUACCAACACACCUAUUUCCCCAAUCCUUACGAGUACAACGCCGACGCGGCCAGACAAUCAAUGGAGACUCUGACGCCUCAUCUCAAUUGUUCAGAAUACGCGACUUCGUUUUUCUGCGCACUGUCGUUUCCUGUUUGCUCCACCAACACGAAUAGGUCGACGAUACCUUGCCGGUCAAUGUGCGAACAAGUACGGGACGACUGCGAGAUCUCGUUGGCUUCGAUAGGAAAGCCGUGGAUGGUGAACUGCGACGAUCUUCCACAUUAUACCUCCGAUGCUAAGUGCAUUACGCACUCUGGAAUGAACACGACAUUAGAAUUAUCCCCUGAGCUCAAGUGUCUAUCCAACUGCUAUUUGAACGCUGUUAGUCCCAGUCUACCAUUGGUAACCACAUACACGUGUCAUGACUGUGAUCUUGCACUGCUUGGAACGAUGUGGACUCUUUCGAAAGCUCGAAACAGUGAUACCGUCGAAGCAGUCGACAUGUCUGGUCCGUUCACGAGCACAGGAUUUACAUCAGAAUAUCUUUAUAUUAACCCCGAUCAGCUUGAAAGUGGAAGCCAGUACAUACUGCGAGUUAGUCUGAUUUCCAAUAAUCACAGCGCUGACUUCCUUACCAGCCAAUCGCUGAAUUUCACUGUCAACUUCCCACCACGGAACGGCACGUGUAUGGUGGCGCCCUCUACAGGAUAUGCCAUUAUGACUGAAUACAACGUGUCCUGCACAGGCUGGGCUGAUACCGAUACACCACUGAGAUAUGACGUUUAUGCCCGUUCUAGAGGUUCCUCUACCUAUCUCCUACUCUACCAUGGUUACGAUGCAACGUCUUCCGCAUUUCCAUUGCCUAUGGGUGACGUCACGUAUAAUCACACAGUUGACAUUCGCGUAUUGAUUUCCGACGCGUAUUCUGCCCAGACUACGGUGAUGCUGGUAACUACGGUGGAACCACCCUUAAUAAGUGGGGACGAUUUGUUUUCAUUCCUAAGUGGUUUGAUACUGAGUACAAACAACUCGUUGGAUGAGAACGUUCCUGCCGAUGAUACAGGUGCCGCAGCCAUCUUGGUGUCCGUGGUUGCCUCUGUUCUUAACAACAAAGCACUGAUUGGCGAGGGUUCGGAAGAUUCCGUUGAAGCAAAGAAGGAGUUACGGGAGUCGUCGAUCUAUGCUUUGAAAACAUUAUCACAGUCAGUCGACACGCCAGAAGCAAUUUCCCAGGUGGCCAGUGCGCUUUUCUUUGUGACGUCACUUCCAGGGGAACUUACCACUGACAGCCAGAUGAAUAUAGGAAUGGCCGUUCAAGAUUUAUCCUCGAAUUUGGCAGGGAUGAAGAAUGAGUCAGAGGCUGGUAUCCUAGCAACCGCUAAAGCAAUAACUGAUUGUGUUGGAAAUGUAAUGUUAAUUCCCUUCGGAGACGACAAUGCAUUUUUGCAGCGUUCGUUUAUUGCAGUGAGUGUGGCUAACACAUUAAACUCCAUUUCAAAAGUUGUUCUCAGCAGACGAGUCCCCGGUCAACCGCCCGUCGUCUUUAGCACCCCGUCGCUGUCAUUGCGGCUACAACGCGAUGCACCGAUCGAUAUUACGGGGUCGACUUUAGUGUCGGACAGUGGCGCGUUUCAUCUGCCACAGGGACAGAAUAUAUUUGGUGACAGCGUAUUUGGAAGAUUCAUUGAUACAAAGUUUGUAUCUUUCAAAGACAACCCGUUCAAGUGGGGGAACUCGUCCGUGACCGUCAUGUCUGAUGUUAUUUCGUUGUCGUUUAUGGACCAAUUUGGUAAUGAAAUCGAAGUUGAUGGAGUGGAAGAUGGAAUUUUAAUCGAUCUAUCUCGACAAGUCGUUCUACCGGAACCAUACACAGUCAACGAUACCGUCGCUGACGAUAAUGGUGGAUUGCAGAAAUACCAUGUAUAUUUGCCGUGGCCGGAUGUAGCUCUGCAUAUUAUUCUGCGUGCCGUCGAUAGUGACGACGAUGACGAAGUCGGCAUUAACGCUACCCUGUACUUCAACGCCAAUGAAUCCCCGACGAAGGCCAUACACAAUUAUACCGGAACUCUGCCGAAUUUGGAAUAUGACUCCGACGCAGACAUCGAUGAUGUAACCAGGAAUGAGUUGAGAAACACGUUUUUCGUGCCGAGUGACGUCAUAAACCUGCCUGGGUACUAUUUCAUCGCAAUUGACACAAACUCUAGUGGCAACGAUUUCACGAUGCAAAUAUUCACCUCUGGGUGCAAAUAUUGGGAUGAAGACCACGAAGAAUGGAAAGGAGAUGGAUGCAAGGUAAGAAUGAUGUACCGACUGAAUCAAUAUCCGGUAUAA
Molecule: messenger RNA, 2785 nt
Organism: Saccoglossus kowalevskii
Lineage: Eukaryota; Metazoa; Hemichordata; Enteropneusta; Harrimaniidae
Product: polycystin-1-like protein 2
Biological process (GO): detection of mechanical stimulus
Cellular component (GO): membrane
Molecular function (GO): protein binding; calcium channel activity; calcium ion binding
Source: RefSeq, a predicted model, not a curated record